This is a messenger RNA of Carassius carassius (crucian carp), 1279 nucleotides long. Its product is annotated as CD302 antigen-like. Lineage: Eukaryota; Metazoa; Chordata; Actinopteri; Cypriniformes; Cyprinidae. The transcript is spliced from 6 exons. The coding region runs from base 72 to 806 and encodes 244 amino acids. Gene Ontology annotation, molecular function: signaling receptor activity. The record is from RefSeq and is a predicted model, not a curated record.
CGCACGUUUGUGUAUGUGACGCGUUGAGCGCGUGGAGCCAUAUUAUUCACUCAAUUCGCUGUGUUGAAGGCAUGGACUCCAUUUGUCUUCAUUUUACACUGUUUUAUAUCGUUUUUCUGACUCUUACGAGCCGGUUCGCGAUAGGCGAGGACGCUGUCGACUGUCCUGCAGAUGGACGCACGUGGUUGCCGUUCAGCCUCAACUGUUAUCACUUCGUCCAUGGAGAGGAGGAUGUUGCCAAAAGCUACUCCAUUCAAGAUGCAAAAAACAUGUGCAGAGGCUAUGAUCUCUUGACAGUGAAAAGUGCUGAGGAGAAUGACUUCGUCGUUAAGUACAGUCCUUCUGUAUGGAAAGGUAAAAUGAGCGUCUGGCUUGGAAUGUACUACGACAGCGACGAGGAUGUCUUUAAGUGGCAUGAUGAUAAUGGCGUGUUGCGCUAUAGUAACUGGGAGGACGGUGGCUCUGAUGACACUGAUCUACCGCUCUUGGACACGUGUGUGGUUCUUCACGCCGACACGGGGAAGUGGGAGAACGUCAGCUGCACGAUUGAACCUGAGAAUGGAGUAGUGUGUAAGACGAAGGCAGUCUGGAUAAGCCCACCUCAGGGCAGUCCUCUUCUGGUAGCUCUGGUCAUCAUCAGCGUGGUGCUGAUUCUGGUCAUCUCUACAGUGGUUUGGUUGUUUCGUCAAAGAAGCGACCCAGGCUCGUCCAUCCUGAACCUGAUCGAGUACCAUCUGCCCUUCAGAUCCCCCUCCUCCGAUCAGGCCUGCUUGGUAGAUGCUGAUGAAAUCAAGGAGGUACCUUAGUGUUUUUCAUCCGUGCCCAGGUGAGAAUAAGCAGCAGGCGUUCAUGGGAGUUUCAGUCAUAAAUCAGUUGAAUUCUGUCCUCAUCACAAGACUUUGAAUUGUUUGUUAAUGUUGUGUGUGCCAAAUUCUGUUUCUGUUGUGAGAUUCACAAAAUGGGAAGUUUCGUCAGAUUUCUUCCGUUGUGGUAGGACCAGUAUUUAUUUUCCAAUCAUGUUUGUCACUGCUAGCCCUCUAUAAGCACCAUAAGUUUGUAGAUACAAAUACUUUGUGAUUGCCAAUCGCAGUAUUUUUUUAAUGAUGUUGUAAUUGUUUUUAUGAUUUGAUUUGCCACUAACAAUCAUCUGUAUCUAUAUUGUUAUGAAUUAAUCUAAAUGUGUAAACUUUAAGGCUUUAUUUAUCCACACGUGAGCAACAAGCCAUAGAGAAACUAAUCAAGUGUUGGUCUUUCAAAAUGAAUAAAAUAUUGCCAAACA